Messenger RNA from Linum trigynum, 1514 nucleotides. Lineage: Eukaryota; Viridiplantae; Streptophyta; Magnoliopsida; Malpighiales; Linaceae. The record is from the annotation of a GenBank genome assembly.
CUCCAAUUCAGGAAGAAGAAGAAGAAAGCAAAUUAUCACAAGAAAAAUUAUUAUUUGAUAUUAUAAUAGACCAGGAAAAAAGGAAGGUGUUCUGUUCUGUUCUGUCUUUCAUACCGCAGCAUGUCUCUGCCUUGACUCCCUCUUUACCAUUACAGACUUUCCCCUUCUUCUUCUUCUUCCUCCUCCUCUCUUUCACUCUUUCCACUCUCAAACCCAUUCUCUCUCCGCCGCCUUCUGCCAGGAAAAGACCAUCGAAGCGAGAUAAGGCAUGUCGUCGUCGGACGAGGAGGGAGGCGAGGAGUACCUAUUCAAGAUCGUCAUAAUCGGCGACUCUGCCGUCGGCAAGUCCAACCUCCUGUCCCGCUACGCCCGGAACGAGUUCAACCUCCACUCCAAGGCCACCAUCGGCGUGGAGUUCCAGACCCAGAGCAUGGAAAUCGACGGCAAGGAGGUCAAGGCCCAGAUUUGGGACACCGCCGGCCAGGAGAGGUUCCGCGCCGUCACCUCUGCUUACUACAGGGGCGCCGUCGGCGCGCUCGUCGUCUACGACAUCAGCCGCAAGACCACCUUCGAGAGCGUCGGACGCUGGCUGGACGAGCUCAAAAUGCAUUCUGAUACCACGGUAGCCAAAAUGCUUGUGGGCAAUAAAUGUGACUUGGACAACAUUAGAGAUGUGAGCAUUGAAGAUGGCAAGACCCUCGCAGAAGAAGAAGGCCUAUUCUUCAUGGAGACAUCUGCACUCGAUUCGACCAACGUUAAAAAGGCCUUCGAGAUCGUGAUCCGAGAGAUCUACAACAAUGUGAGCAGAAAGGUCCUUAACUCAGAUGCAUACAAGGCUGAAUUGUCCUUAAACAGGGUCACCAUAUCCAACGAUGGAAACGACGGAUCAAAGAAAUCUGGUGGCUUUGCAUCCUGCUGUUCCAGGUGACCACCUUCUUCCUCGUCCGAUUACUUCUCUGGACAUCAAGAAGUGUAGAAUCUUCAGGCUGCCCUUGUUAGUUCGACCCUUGGUCUGUUGAUUCAAUUUGGGUCCAAUGUUUUGGUCAGUUUGUUUCUGCUGUUGCUUAGUUUAAAGAACAGACACUUUGUUUCAGUUUGCAACCAAAUCAAGUGGAAUAUCGUAUAGAUGAAAAUACGAUUAUUGGUUCGGAAGAUAUGCAGAUGUCAAUCAGUUGGCAACUAAAUGUUGCACCAUCCAACCACAAAAACAAAUGUCAAUCUCCACUUCCAGAACAUAGGCACCAAAUACAGAGAGUCUUAGGAAAACGAAAACGACAACAUUAUUUUGUGUCCACUUCAGUAAGCCAGCAUCCAUCAAGCAGCAGUUGCAUCGCUGCCACCUAGUGAAAACAACAACAGCAGCAGCAACGAAAACAACAACAAAGAGGGAUCAGGAACCUCGUCAAAGACAAUCUCAUAGGCACCAAAUACAGAGAGAAGAAAAGGAUGACACCAUUUUGCAUUCUUCUGAAAUGGUUUUGUAUCAUGUUCGGUAAAAAAAAAUUGUUGUACAC